AUGACGUAUGAGGAAAUGAUUAUCGAGGCCAUUAUGGCGCAUGGAGACGACGCUCGUUCAGGCCUGGGUCGUCCGACGCUGAAAAAGUAUAUUUUGAUGAAACAUCCCGACACCAGCAAGCUUCCCCUUGCUUCAUUCAAUUCACACUUGAACCAGGCUAUUGUACGAGGAAAAGACAAGGGCGUAUUCCUUCUCCCCAAAGGCGUGAGCGGUAAAAUUAAGCUGGCCGCCAAGGCUAAGCAUGCGGCAGACAAGUCCAAUGCCAAAACGUCCGUGACGAAGAAAGCCGCGCCUAAAAAGAAGACAUCUAAGCCGGAUACUGCGUUGCAGGGAUCUCAGAAGAAGACCAAGUCUUCUACAACAAAGCGUGUGACGGCGAAGAAGCCGUCUACUAGCCAAGGCAAGAACACGUCCGCCCGAUCGACGAAGGCAAGGUCAACGACGAAAAAGGGUACCACGUCUUCUUCCAGCAGGAAGGCUGCAGCUACUACGAAAGCGACCGCUGACAGAAAAGGCACCGCGAAAACAAAUUCGAGCGCUUCGUCCAGCAAGAAAGCUGCCCCAGCUAAGAAAGCCACUGCUAAGGUACGCAUUGUCCAACAUGUUUGA
Malassezia globosa CBS 7966 is the source of this 609-nucleotide messenger RNA. RefSeq lists its product as uncharacterized. The record is from RefSeq and is a predicted model, not a curated record. Gene Ontology annotation, cellular component: nucleosome. Lineage: Eukaryota; Fungi; Basidiomycota; Malasseziomycetes; Malasseziales; Malasseziaceae. Gene Ontology annotation, biological process: nucleosome assembly. The coding region runs from base 1 to 609 and encodes 202 amino acids. The transcript has a single exon. Gene Ontology annotation, molecular function: structural constituent of chromatin; DNA binding.